AUGACACUAUGUGCGAGUGGUUAUAAAAACAAGGUGCUUAUUGAGUUUGGUCUCGAUUUUGAGCCAGAACACGGCUCUGUGACAAUAAAUUCGUUAAACGCAUUGAUGGGACCGUCGGGUGCGGGAAAGACAACACUAUUUAAGUGUCUGAACGGCCAGAAUAGUCUAAGUUUGAGUAUAAAUACCAAGAUUUAUGCCAUUAAUAACCGUAGAGUAAGGUCUGCUUUCGUUAAGUCGGAUGUGUGGGAACACCUAUUGCCGGGACUGACUGUACGACAGACACUGUUAUACGCGUCGAGACUCAAAAACUCAAGCAUUUCUAUUGAAUUAAAUCACAAUAAAAUUGUGACGGAUUUGAUGUCAGAGCUGGCGAUCGGCGAUACGGCAGACAUUAAGGUAGAAACGUGUAGUGGAGGCGAACAGAAACGCAUUAUAAUUGGCUGCGAAUUAACUUCUCAUAUAAAGCCUAAUAUGUUAUGUAUUGACGAACCGACGAGUGGUUUGGAUAGCAAUGCCGCCGAAAUGGUAAUAAACACUUUAAAAGUAUUGACCCGAAAAAAUGGGAUGACAAUCAUUGCGUCCAUACAUCAGCCAAACAACGAUAUAUUCAAUAUGUUUGACAACAUCUAUGUGUUGGCCAACGGAGGGGUUUGUCUGUAUUCAGGAGUUCCCCAACACUUGAGACAACAUCUCACAGACAAUGGCAUUGAAUGCCAUGAAAAUCAAGUGCCGAUUGAAGUGUUGCUAAAAAUUGCAUCAAAAUUAAAUGGUAUAGAAAUGUGUGACACAAUCGACGCCACACUUAAUAAUAACCAUGGCAUAAAUAAUGUGCCAAUAGUAUUGGCCAACCUGCGGCCAGUGUUUGGCUCAUUAAGUACAUCAAAGCGAUUCAGUUUUAACGAUAUUUAUUACCUGAUGUGCCGUUCGCUGACCCAUACAUUCCGGUGCCGGCGGGCGUCUGUAUUAGUACAGAUGGUAACAAUGGUGACGAUCGCCGCAACCAUGCGAUACAUUAUGAGCCCCGAUAUAAUAGUGCCCGACGGGUGCCUUGACAUUGACUUUGGGGCCGACUGUACUCAGAGCGAUGCCGCGCUCCGAGACGAGAUAUUGAUCAAGCACAAUAUUAAAUACAAUAUACUGCUGUUGCUAUCGGUGGCGUUAGUGGUGCUGAUUAUAAUGUCGGCCACUUUUGGUCAGGACUUUUGCCUGUUUCGAAGCGAACAGCAAAAUGGCUGGUAUAGCACCGGUGCUUAUCUAUGGUGCCGUACGAUUGUCGAUACGAUACCAGUGUUACUAUCGUUGCCGCUGUUCUGUUGGAUCGCAAACCUGUACAAUACGUACGCUUACUAUUGGUUAACGUUUGUACUCAAUUUGUUGGUCAUUUGGUGUACGCAAAGCGUGGCCCAGAUUUCGGCCAUACUGUACAUCGACGAGCCCACUCUGGCUCUAGUAUUAGCCCUAAUGGCACAGUCGGUUGUGUUGAUGUUGGGCAACAAUCUGAUCCCGGUCAAAGAGCUUCAUUACACGCUACAGGCGCUCAGCCAACUGUCUUAUAGUCGCCUGUCGUUUGAAUGUAUUAUGAUCAUAAUUUACGGUUUGGGCCGUUGCCCUGGCGACCAGCUAUCCACUGUACUGUACGAACUGGGCAUUGACGAUGGUCAAUUUUGGCCAAAUAUUAUACGUUUGUGCGGUGUUUGCGUUUUGCUCAAGAUAAUCGCAUUUGUUGUCGCGCACCGACACCGAUCGGUUCACCCAAUGGUUCUCAAAGCGUACACUGGGGUAGAGCUGACAGAUGUGGUACUGUUUGGCGUUGUACUCAUCGACGUCCGCGCCGUUCACGUUUAUACUGUGAUAGGCUAUGGAGCCGUAUCGGUUGACGUACACGUGACAGCCGUACUGGUGCCGCGCCCGGCGCCACCAGUAACAUCUGAUGGCCCAAUUGGUGACGUGACCGCCGGCCCGAUCUCGGCGUUGCCCACCGGUUCCAAGUAG
Medioppia subpectinata is the source of this 1992-nucleotide messenger RNA. Lineage: Eukaryota; Metazoa; Arthropoda; Arachnida; Sarcoptiformes; Oppiidae. The record is from the annotation of a GenBank genome assembly.